GAGUUCUGUGUGCCGAGUACCGAGAAGAACCGGUUUGGUGGUUCCAUCUCUGUGUAGCAGAGCCAACCUUACCAUCACAUAAUGGCCGAAAAGUCGGAAACUCUCGUGACCAAGGAGGAAAAGAUGGCGGAAGCGAAGGAGCUGUUCGGCCGGGGCAGCCGCAACUUUUGCAUGAAACAGUACUCGGAAGCCGCGGACGAUCUGAGCGCGUGCUGUGCCAUUUAUUCCGAGCUGUACGGACCCACGGCGGACGAGUGUGGGCUGCCGUAUCUGAUGUACGCCAAGAGCUUGACCGCGCUCGGCAAGGACGAGAACAAUCUGAUUGUUCCCGGAGAGGACGAGGGCGAAGAAGACGGGGAGGGUGAAGAGGACGAGGGAGAGGAGGGUGGCGAAGAAGACGGUGAAGCCGAAGGGGAAGAGAAAGAGGCUGAGGAGAAGAUGGAAACUUCUGAGGGAAAAUCCGACGCAAACGGAGAAGCCAAGAAGGAGACCGAGGCUGGGUCGUCUUCAAAGCCGGUGGAAGAGCCGCAACCGGGACCGUCGACGUCGACCAAUGGCGCUGGGGGCGAGCAAGCCGAGGGAACCGAGGAGGAUGACGAUGAGAAGGGCGGUGGCAACCUGGAGGUCGCCUGGGAGAUCCUCGAACUGGCCGUCAAAAUCUUCGAAGCACAAGCCGACAAAGGGUUCGAAAAUCUGUCGGAGUGCUACUCGGAACUGGCCGGAAUCUCCUUCGAGAACACUCACUUCAGCGAAGCCAUCAACGAUUACAAGAAAUCCCUCGCGGUUUACGAGAAAACGGGCAAAUCCGACAGCCGCCUGGUUGCGGAGAUCUUCUACAAGAUUGGUCUGUGCCACGUGAUGCUGAACGAGUUCGACGAUUCCGUCAAGUCGUUCCGGGAGGCUUGCAGCGAGCUGGACAAGGUGAUCGAACAGGAAAAGGCAAAGGAACAGAACGACGAGACCAAGGCCACCAUCAAGGACCUCGAGGAGACCAAGCAGGAGAUCGCGGACAAGAUCGCCGACGUUGAGGAAGCGAAGAAAACGUCGAUCGAGGAAGUUAAGCGGGAACUGUCCAAACUCAUGAACGGAGGCGGUAGUUCGGCGAACGGUUUCGAUGCUGGUGCGGGACCGUCCAGUUCUGCCGGUGCAGCCACCGCCACCAACGGAUCGUCGUCCAGUUCGAAGAGUGGAGCCGAAAAGCCGACCGACAUCUCCCACCUGAUCAAGCGCAAGAAGCCCGACACGACCACCACCGAGGUUGAGGGUUCGCCGGCGAAGAAGACCGCCGUCGAGGCGGACAAGGGAAGCGAUUAAUGGUUGCCCCCCAGGAUGAACUGAAGCUUCGUUUUAGGCCGUAGUGCUAAACAUCUGUUCUGUUACUUUCCGCAGGAGGAUUCUUUCCAGUUACGUUUACUUUUAAAUUAUUUUCUAUUGUCUCGUCAUUGUACUUCUUAAGCAUUUGGUUAGAGAAUAUGUAGGUACUUUUCUACGAUGUAAGUGUAACAGUAACCUCAUUGAAAUAAACUUGUGUCAAUGUUCUAAACCUGA
Culex quinquefasciatus (southern house mosquito) is the source of this 1548-nucleotide messenger RNA. It is a transcript of the gene Nasp, whose product is annotated as protein NASP homolog. The record is from RefSeq and is a predicted model, not a curated record. Gene Ontology annotation, molecular function: histone binding. Gene Ontology annotation, cellular component: nucleoplasm. Lineage: Eukaryota; Metazoa; Arthropoda; Insecta; Diptera; Culicidae. Gene Ontology annotation, biological process: DNA replication-dependent chromatin assembly; CENP-A containing chromatin assembly.